AUGGAUAUAACUCACGCGAAUAUAUAUAACCCAAAUCAAACGAGAUCUCGAUCGAAGUCAAGAACAAGGAAUUCAACCGCAAAUUCUCGAUCAACAAGUUCAACUAGGAGACCUACUUUUGGACGUAAAAGGUCACUUUCUUCAUCAUCGACCAGUAAGCUCACUAUAACACCAACGACUCUUGACGAUGAAAGAUUAAUUCCAACUGCUCAAGCAACGUUAGAUAAUAGUGUUCCAUUAGAUUUUUUUAAACAGGAUAUUAUUGCUAUGGUCAAAGCGCUUCGAAUUGGUAAAUGGCAUAAAAGACAAUUGACAAUUGCUAACUUGAGCGUGAAUAGAAUUUCAGGAGCAUUAACUAACUCGAUCUAUAAGUUAACAUAUAUUGACGAACAACAGAAUUUUCUGUUACCUACUUUGUUAUUGAGAGUUUAUGGAAAGAACUUAGAUUCGAUAAUUGAUAGAGAGAGGGAAUUAAGUGUUUUGGUCAAAUUGUCCCAGAGAAACAUUGGCCCUAAAUUGUUAGGUAUAUUUUCAAAUGGUAGAUUUGAACAGUUUUUAGAUGGAUUUUCACCGUUAGAUAAAGAUAAUCUUAGAGAUGAAAUCAUUUCUCAAAUGUUGGGGAGAAGGAUGAAAGAUUUGCAUUACAAAGUUGAAUUAAGCAAUGAAGAUGUUAAAGGAUUGCCCAUGUGUUGGAAGUUGAUUUAUAAAUGGCUCCAGAUUUUUGAAGAUACAGUCUUACCAAGUUAUGGCCACUGUGGGGUAAAGGAAGAAGAGAUCUUCUUGAUGAAGUUCGAUCAAUUUAAAGACUUGAUAAAAAAAUAUGAGAAAUGGUUGCUCUCUCAUUAUGAUACUGAAUUACUUGCUUCCAAUUACAAAUUCUGUCACAAUGACACUCAGUAUGGUAAUCUCUUGUUGCAUGAAUCGUUCGAUGCAAGCGAUAUUAUUAUAUCGCACCCACCAUCUUCAGCUAAUUUGCUCAGUGAUAAGAAAUCAGCGGUUAUCAAAUCGACUAGCAAUAAGAAAGAUAGCAGUUUAGCAGUUAUUGAUUUUGAGUAUUCCGGUCCGAAUUUCCCAGCAUUUGAUUUAGCAAAUCAUUUUUGCGAGUGGAUGGCUGAUUAUCACGAUCCUGAAAAAUCGUAUUAUAUAUACGAAGAAAAUUAUCCGAGCAGAUUAGAGCAAUUGAACUUGAUCAAAUCCUAUGUUGAAUACGACUUCCAAUUCCCUUCAUCUAACCUCAAGCACGCUUUUGACAAGGACGUCACCCAGGUCAACGCUGCUGAUUUAAUUCAAUUCGAGAUAAAGAAAUUGCACAACGAAUGUAUUCUUUGGAGACCUGCCGUGCAAAUUUACUGGUGUCUUUGGGGUUUAAUUCAAAAUGGUCCAGUUAGACCAACUGUUGCUAAUAAUAAUCAUAACUCUUCCGAAAAAGUAAUCGAUAGUACAUACAGCAUUACUGUUGGUGUGGAUACAUUAAGAUUGGAAGAAAAUGCAAUUAGAGAAGAAGAAGAAGAAAUCACUUCAUCUGAUGACGACUUUGAUUAUUUGAAGUACGCCCAACAAAAAUCCGGUCUUACUAUAGGUGACCUUUUGCAAUUUGACCUUAUAAACAAGGAGGAUAUCCCUGAAGAACACGUUAAGGAUAUAAAGCACUUAGAUUGUGAUUUUUUUGAUCUUUAA
This is a messenger RNA of Debaryomyces hansenii CBS767, 1677 nucleotides long. Its product is annotated as bifunctional choline kinase/ethanolamine kinase. Gene Ontology annotation, molecular function: ethanolamine kinase activity; choline kinase activity. The transcript has a single exon. Gene Ontology annotation, biological process: phosphatidylcholine biosynthetic process; phosphatidylethanolamine biosynthetic process. The record is from RefSeq and is a predicted model, not a curated record. Bases 1 to 1677 code for a protein of 558 amino acids. Gene Ontology annotation, cellular component: cytoplasm. NCBI's taxonomy places the organism in Eukaryota, Fungi, Ascomycota, Pichiomycetes, Serinales, Debaryomycetaceae.